AUGGAAGUUGUCUCUCCAUCCACCGAAGAAUUAAUUACCGAAGUUUAUGAAGCUCUUCCAGAAGAUGUCGAAGCCGCCGUAGUUGCCGCUGAAGAAGCUUACAACAACACUGAUUGGGCAACUGGUCCUCCAACUCAACGUAUGGAUGUUUUACUCA
Messenger RNA from Hemisphaericaspora subhashii, 157 nucleotides. RefSeq lists its product as uncharacterized. The annotation marks the transcript as partial. NCBI's taxonomy places the organism in Eukaryota, Fungi, Ascomycota, Pichiomycetes, Serinales, Debaryomycetaceae. Gene Ontology annotation, molecular function: oxidoreductase activity. The transcript has a single exon. The record is from RefSeq and is a predicted model, not a curated record.